This is a messenger RNA of Monoraphidium neglectum, 279 nucleotides long. RefSeq lists its product as hypothetical. The transcript is spliced from 2 exons. Gene Ontology annotation, biological process: D-xylose metabolic process. The record is from RefSeq and is a predicted model, not a curated record. Bases 1 to 279 code for a protein of 92 amino acids. Gene Ontology annotation, molecular function: UDP-glucuronate decarboxylase activity; NAD+ binding. Gene Ontology annotation, cellular component: cytoplasm. Lineage: Eukaryota; Viridiplantae; Chlorophyta; Chlorophyceae; Sphaeropleales; Selenastraceae.
AUGGUGGCGGUCAUGGAUGGCGACGAGUUCAUCGGGCCCUUCAACAUCGGCAACCCUGGGGAGUUUACGAUGCUGGAGCUUGCAAACGUGGUCAAGGAGGUGGUCAACCCCGAGGCGGAGAUCGUGUUCCGCCCGAACACCGCGGACGACCCCUCCCGCCGCAAGCCCGACAUCACCAGGAUGCAGGAGACGUUUGGCUGGGAGCCCAAGGUGACGCUCAGGGACGGCCUGGGCCGCAUGGUGUCGGACUUCAAGGGGCGCCUGCACGUAAACUCGUGA